AUGAACAGCACCACCAGCCUCCAAAAUGAAGACCGCGACCGCGAACAAGCCUGUAACGAGUGUCGCCGACGAAAGGCCCGAUGUGAUAAGACGCUGCCCGAAUGCGGGCCCUGCAAGAGGAACCGCAGGCACUGCCUCUAUGAACGGCACAGCAGGACGCCCUUGACGCGCAAAUAUCUGACCCAGAUCGAAGAGCAGCUUCGCCGAUCUCAGGCCCAGGUCGCCCGCGCUGAGCAGCGCCUCCAAGCUGCCGAAGCGCGCGUGCGACAGCUCGAAGCAGCCCAGAGCAAUGCCGCCCAAGCGCUCCACCCCCAGGAUGCCACCACAGAUGGUGCCAUUGAUGACGCUCCCAUUGACGUCUCGCUCGAGGCUCCGCCUUCAGGCCCGGCUGAUUUCAGCUGGGACGAGCAAUCGCAGGACAGCACCCCGGCUGAGACGGCCGGCGGCAGUGCGCAUGCCCAUACCUCGCCUGGCGAAGAUGAGCGCGUCGUCGAUGGCAUGGCUUCGCUCACAGUAGACGAAAGCGAAGCAGGCUACCUAGGAGUUGCGUCGGGCGCUGCAAUGCUGAGACUGCUCCUCCCCGGCGCCCACCACUCCUCGCGAAAAGCGCCGCCUGGAGCCCACUUGAGCACCCCUACACCAGACAAUGGACACUGGCUGUAUACGCCCCUCUGGGACAGCCUCGACCUGGAGGCCGUAGACCUGGAUACCGCCAUCAACGGCUACUUCAGCCUCUACCACAACUCAUAUCCCCUGGUCGAGGAGCACACGUUCCGUGCCCAAUACGCCCAAGUAAUUCCCCGGCCCAGUGGGCGCAGCUGGCACGCCCUUGCUCUUAUGGUGGCUGCAAUUGGCCACUUCACAACAGCAACAGGCCCUGACGACACGGAUCGCAGGCUGUUCAUGGCUGCCAAGUCCAAUCUCCUCGAGGUGGGCAACAUCACCCUCGUACAGACCCUCACGCUCAUGUCAAAUUAUCUGCAGAAGCGGAACAAGCCCAACAGUGGGUACAACUACCUGGGCCUGGCCCUUCACAUGGCAAUGGGCCUGGGGCUGCACAAGGAAUUCCAUCACUGGGACAUAUCCCCGCUGAACAUGGAGAUUCGCCGGCGCGUGUGGUGGUCCAUGUUCGUCUUCAACAUAGGCGCUGCCGUCACGUUUGGUCGCCCACUGGCUUGGCCCAACAGGAAUGUCGAAGUCCAUUUGCCCAUUAACGUUUCCGACAGAGCGUUGACCAACUUAUCCCGCACAGCUCCGAGUGAGGCGGACCAUAUCACAACGUUCAGUGCCGUCAUCAUGCAGUCGAGGUUUCAUCUGUUGGCCAAUGACAUUUACACAAAAGUCAUUUCAAUGCCGUUCCCAGCAGCCACCGAGCUUGUUCGUCUCGACGAUACAAUGAUAGGGAAAUGGGAGUCGUCAGUGCCUGUUUGGUAUCGCCGUGAUGCGAUCAUACCUCCUCAGUUCGCAACUGGCCAUGCCAUUAUGUGGUGGCGACUGAGCAACUUCAGAAUCAUCAUGUAUCGGCCUUACGUUAUUCAGCGCGUGCUCCAAGCAAGGUCACACGUUGGUGACGAUGCAGUGCCGUCAGCAGUGCAAGAGGCCUACGCCAGAUGUCUCCGCGAAGCUAAUGAAAGUAUCAGCGCCAUCAGUACGUUCUGGGCCAACACGUCACCAUCGCGAAUGGCUGCGUGGUAUGCAUUGUACUUUUUGUUCCAAGCAUCGCUCAUACCCUGUGUUUGUUUGCGCAACGAGCCUACUGCACCGUCAUCCGGAAACUGGCGUGCGCAGAUCAGCCAGACGAUGCGGACUAUGCAGCACUUGGCAACAAUCAAUCCGAGCGCACAGGACUGUCUGAACGUCCUUGAACGACUGUGCGGUCCGUUUUUGCAACCCCAGAUGGCUGCGCAGGAUGCACAUGCGCUCACGACCCCUGAUGGUGUUUUAUUGGAACAUCCUACUGAGGAAUCUCCGCACACUCAGAUCAACAAUGUUUACAGCAUGAUGUGGCCGAAUGCGAAUGACGCAGAAGUGGAUGUACUCAUACAGAGGGGGAUAUGGGCUGAUUUCCUUCCGAAUCCCAAGGUUUGA
Molecule: messenger RNA, 2088 nt
Organism: Exserohilum turcica Et28A
Lineage: Eukaryota; Fungi; Ascomycota; Dothideomycetes; Pleosporales; Pleosporaceae
Exons: 3
Coding region: 1-2088 (695 amino acids)
Biological process (GO): positive regulation of transcription from RNA polymerase II promoter by galactose; DNA-templated transcription
Cellular component (GO): nucleus
Molecular function (GO): zinc ion binding; DNA-binding transcription factor activity, RNA polymerase II-specific; RNA polymerase II cis-regulatory region sequence-specific DNA binding
Source: RefSeq, a predicted model, not a curated record